Messenger RNA from Anthostomella pinea, 1716 nucleotides. Lineage: Eukaryota; Fungi; Ascomycota; Sordariomycetes; Xylariales; Xylariaceae. The record is from the annotation of a GenBank genome assembly.
AUGCAGGAUUCCAGGUCAGCUCAGCCCAAGGCGAACCGAGUCUCCAAAGGGAGAGGCCGGAAGAACGGUGCAAGGGGAGGACGAUCAGGCCCUCGCCCCGGUCCUGCCCAGAACUCGACGGGAGCAGACACCGAGAUGCAAGACUACCCUGAUGACAAUCCCACUGGCGCGCGUGAACCUGCGACUUCUGGUGCAGCCGGCUCAAAUGCCGCCCUCACCAUAGCCGUACCCACCGACACCCCCAAGUUUGUAGACCUGGGAAAAGACAAUGUCAUCCAUCCCGUGUUGCUCCAGACUCUGACGCAGGACAUGAAGUUCAACCACAUGACGCCCGUCCAGGCAGCCACCCUUCAUCCCCUCCUAACACAGCAUGCAGAUGUUUUGGCUCAAGCCAAGACGGGCACUGGAAAGACCAUCGCGUUCCUGCUGCCCGCCAUCCAGAAUCUCAUCAACCGCCAGCAGACCCCGGCGGCCAAUGUGUCGCUGCUCGUCAUCUCUCCCACGCGCGAGUUGGCAAUGCAGAUUGCCGACGAGGCCACGGCUCUGCUGCAGCGGAUGCCGCGGUACAAGGUCUGCAUUGCCAUUGGUGGCACCAACAAGGAUUCGGAAGAGAGACGCAUACUGAAGGGCUGCGAUAUCUUGAUUGGCACUCCAGGCCGGCUCUAUGAUCAUCUGGGUUCACCGUCUAGUCCGGUGGCGGGGAAGCUCCAGUACCUGAACACGCUAGUUCUUGAUGAAGCAGAUAGACUCCUUGAUAUGGGAUUUCUCGAUUCCUUGAAAAAGAUCAUCAGGUGCUUGCCCGACAAGAACGUCAGACCGAGGCAGGGCAUGCUCUUCUCGGCCACCGUGCCUGACCACGUCCAGAAGGUGGCCCACCUCGCCCUGUCCCAGAACUACAAGUUCAUAUCCACCAUCCCAGAGGGCGAGAUGAACACCCAUGAGCGCGUCGCGCAGCAGCUUGUUGUCGUCCCCAACUUCUCUGACAUGGCAGCUGCUCUGCUCGGUGCUCUGCGCCAGGAACGUGCGCGUGCCGGCGCAGACACCAGUAAGGUCAUCGUAUUCGCCCCCACAGCCGGGCUUGUAGACUUCUACACUGAUAUCCUACAACAGUCCCCGGGCAUGCCCAAGAUUCUCUCACUUCAUGCCCGCAUGACACAGUCCAAGCGCAGCAAGAUCACCGAAGAGUUCCGCCAGGCACGGAGUGGUGUUCUGAUCGCGACCGACGUCAUUGCUCGAGGCAUGGAUUUCCCCCUAGUAACCAAUGUCUUCCAGGUUGGCCUGCCUUCUGACAAGGAAUCCUACGUCCACCGUCUCGGACGUACUGCUCGUGCCGGUGCCGAGGGACGCGGGACCUUCAUCAUCACGUCCCACGAGACCUUCUUCUCAAAGUGGACACUCAAGGACGUCACGUUCCACGAGACGCCGGCCGACCUGAGCGCACAGCCCGACGUUCUACGCAUCGCCCAGACGAUGGACACGCACGCCAAGGUGUACCAGGGGUGGCUGGGGUUCUACACGGGGCGCAUCAAGCCCAUGGGAUGGGAUAACGUCCGACUGGUUCAGGAGGCCAACAAGUUCGCGCUGGACGGGCUGGGUGCUCCUGAGGUACCCACCCUGCCCAAGAGCACCAUCGGUAAGAUGGGACUCAAGGGCGUCAGGGGAUUGGUCGUCGGGCCUGACCCGCCGAAGCAGGGACGAGGUGGCCGGCCGCGAUAG